CGUCUCCUUCGACUUGCCCCUCUUGAAAUUCGCUGUCUUCAUGCCCCAUCUCCACAAUCAUGCAUUGUCUUCAUCUAUUGUGUCCAAUUUCAAGGUAUGCAUUGCCCAAAAUUGCUCACUUUCCUCCGUCUUUUGCGUCUCUUACGCUUCCCUCUCUCUAUCAUUCCCUCAAUCCCAAGUUCUUGGCUCAUUCCCAACCCUCACGUGCAAAUAACAUCGACGACAGCGUUGCCUCACUUCAUCGCUUACUCCAUAUGCAUCCCCCACCUUCCAUAACCAAAAUUAAUAAGAUUUUAGGCUCAGUUGCCAAGGCUAAACAAUAUCGAAUUGCGAUCUCGUUGUUUGCUCAAGCGGAGUUCGAGGGAUUCAUACCUGAUUUAUGUACACUGAACGUCUUGAUCAAUUGUUACUGCCAUGUGGGUCAGAUUUAUUCUGCUUUUUCCAUAUUGGGAAGGAUUCUCAAGAUGGAUCUUCGACCAGGUACCAUAACGUUGAAUACUUUAUUAAAAGGACUCUGCAUUAAUAACUAUGUCGGGGAAGCACUAGACUUUUAUGACGACUUAACGGCUAGAGGAUUUCAAUUCAAUGAACGUAGUUAUGGAACCCUGAUCAAAGGACUGUGUAAAAUAGGGAAAAUAAGGUCUGCUGUUAAAUUGUUCCGCAUGAUGGAGAGGAAGGGAAUUAAAUCUGAUGUAGUCAUCUAUAACAUUAUCAUUGAUGGCCUUUGCAAAUGUGGACUUGUCAUUGAAGCGCAUGAGUUUUAUUCAACAAUGAUUGAUCAAGGAAUUCUGCCAUCUAUUAUUACUUAUACGUCCCUAAUCCAUGGCUUUUGCAGCAUAGGACAGUGGAAAGAAGCUAACCAUUUGCUCCGUGAAAUGGAAUGGAAGAGCCUCAAACCUAAUGUUUAUACAUUUUCUGUAUUGAUUGAUGCAUUUUGUAAAGAAAGGAGGAUCGUUGAAGCUCUCACUGUGUUUGCUAAGAUGAUGAAAUUUGGUAUGAGAUCAGAUGUUAUAGCUUACGGUUCUCUAAUGAAUGGGUACUGUCUGAUGAAUAACGUAAGUGAGUCAAAGGAAGUAUUCAGUAAGAUGGUUCAAAGCGGUGUAGUACCUAAUAUAGUUAGUUAUAAUAUACUCAUCAACGGAUUUUGUAAGAUUAAAAUGGUCAAUGUAGCUUUAGAUUUCUUAAGAGAAAUGCGUUGCAAAAGCUUGGUUCCUGAUGUGACAACAUAUAAUUCUCUUAUUGAUGGCUUGUGCAAAUCCGGGAGAAUGUCAGAUGUGCGAGAUCUUGUUUAUGAGAUGCAAGAAAGUGGUCAUGCCCCAGAUACAGUGACCUAUAGUAUUUUGUUAGAUGCAUUUUGCAAAAGUCGAAAUCUUGAUCAGGGGAUUGCAUUAUUUAGGAAAAUGGUUGCCCUCAGAAUUCAGCCUAAUGCAUACACAUACAAUAUACUUGUUGAUGGCUUGUGUAAAGGAGGUAGACUACAUGACGCUCGAAAGAUUUUUCAAUACCUUUUGACGAGUGGCUAUCAUCCAGAUUUCUACACGUAUAACAUUAUGAUUAGUGGGCUUUGUAGCAAAGGCUUGUUUGAUGAUGCUAUGUCCUUGCUUUCAAAAAUGAGAGCCAAUGGAUGUCUCCCUAAUUCGGUAACAUAUAGAACUCUUAUUCAAGCUCUUUUGGAGAAGAGAGAGAAUGAUAAGGCUGAAAAGGUUCUUCAUGAAAUGAUUGGUGGUGGUCUUGUAAAAUGAGAAAUUAAGGUUGAUACAAUCGUCCUAAUAUAUGCUAGAUUUGUAGAAAUGUUGAAAUUUGUCUUUGUGGGCUAACAAAUUCUUGUUUCUUCCCAAUUAAAGUUGUUGGAUGGUUCAAUGACCUUAAUGGCGUUGAAGAAAUCUUCUUCAAGCCAUAUGUUUGACAUAUUUGUUCUGACUAUGCGUUUGUUUGUAGUGAAUAAUUUUUGUUUAGAGAUGACUUUGUUCCUUCUUCAAUUCAGAAUUUGAUUUAUGAACCUUGUGGUGCAUCUCAGGUUCUCUUGGAUUAGAAUUUGAAAUCGGAUUUGCAGCUAUAAUAUAAUUUUCUUGUAUUUCAUAAAGUGAGUUGAUAAUUCCCUGCACUAUAUUGUGGACAUCAUAAAAAGUUAAUUUGGCUGUUUUACAACCAAGGAUCUCGGGGCUUGUUUGAUUCUGUUCUCAUAAAAGGGUUAAUCUCGAUCAAGCCAUAUGUUUGACAUUUUAAUUUCUGACUGUGUUUUCUAGUGAAUAAUUUUUGCUUAGAGCAUGACUUUAUUCCUUCUUCCUUCAUAGUUCAUUCAUCUAGAAUUUGAUUUAUUGACCUUGGGGUGCAUCUCAGGUUCUGCUUUUGGAGUAGAAUUUGAGUGAUCUGACUUUGCAACUAUAAUAUAGUUUUCUUGUAUUCCAUAAAGUGAGUUAAUUCCUUACUGUACAUCGGGGGACAAUUAGGCUGUUUUACAACCAAGAAAUUCAAUGCCUGAACUUAUUUUUGGAGUACUAGCUUAAAUUAAAGGGAUAUGUGUAUGUAACAUACUAAUGUUUGAGCUGAACUUGAUUGAAUGGUUUCCACGUUUGUUUCUUUUGGCAAACUGAAUUAAUAUCCUCUCUCUCUAUUCUUUUUUUUUUUUUUAAAGAACUUUUGGGUCUUAUUUCAAAGGCCUCUGGGACACCUCUUGGAGGUGAGUUUAACUAUCAUGAAUAUGUGAUUCAUGGUCCUUGAAUCUCCUUGAGUAUAUAAGUUGACAUGUAAGAGAAAAUAAUUUUGUUGGCAUCUUUACCUUUUGUGUUUUUUAUUCUUUGUGUUUCUAACUUUAGGCAAUUGCUGGUUUAAUUGCUGGUGUAAUUGUAGUUUCCAGAAAUAGUGUUGUUGAAACUCUUAUAACUUUAUGGUUUUGUCCUUGAAGACCCUUGAGGCCCAUGAACCUAAUGUGGCUGGUUGUCACCUUCUUCCAAAUGGAUUAGUUGCCUCCAAGGAUGUCACAACUUUUGGCACUUGUUGAUGAAGAAAGAAGCAGACUGCCUCUUCAACUGUAAAGUAAUACUUAAAGGCGGCGGAUUUGAUUUUUUAUUCCAAUGUUUCUUGUUCCAAUAUGUAAUUUGAAUGUCUCUUGGGAUAUUAUUUGGGGUGUGUCGGUUUGGCACUUAUGGCUAUGGAGGAACAGGUUCUACUUCAAUGAUGAUUUUCGAUUGCCAAAUAAUCCUGCUUCUAUUAUAUUGACUACUUGGAAAUCCUUUGCUCAACAGAAUGAAAUCAAGGGAGCACACGUUUUGCCCCCCCGUGAUGCUGAUAUUUACAUAUGGCUCCCUCCUCCACAAGAUUGAGUCAAAGUUAAUAUGGCUGGAUGUGGCGGGGUUAUUAGAGAUUGUCAAAGAUCCUCGAUUGUGGGCUUCACGCAACUCCUUGGAAACUGUGAUGUCCUGGAAGCAGAGGAAUGGCGAUCUAUAAUGGUCUCAAAUUGGCCUGGGAUUUUGGUUUUAGAAAAGUAAUCAUUGAAUCAGAUUCAAAGAUUUUGAUUGAAUUAUUGAGUAGCUAAAGCUCCUAUACCAACUGCAGCUCGGUGUUCCUCCCGAUUUGUGAGAUGAUGAUGGUUAAUUGGGAUGUGAAAUUAUGUCAUACUUCAAGAAUACACAACAAUCUUGCUGAUGCGCUGGCCGAAGCUUGGGCUUUCUUUUACGGCUUUAUUAGAUUAUUGUCCAACUCAGUUGCUGGCUAUUAUGCUUAGUGAUUGUAUGGGAUUUAGUCCCCAUUCUGUUUUAAUUAGUUUGGCUUGUGUGGUCUAUGUACCCGACCUCAAUAAGGUUUGUUAUUGUUGUUAUUAUUGUUAUUGUCAAUUUUAAUUAAUUAAA
Messenger RNA from Neltuma alba, 3848 nucleotides. Its product is annotated as pentatricopeptide repeat-containing protein At1g62930, chloroplastic. Gene Ontology annotation, molecular function: protein binding. Lineage: Eukaryota; Viridiplantae; Streptophyta; Magnoliopsida; Fabales; Fabaceae. The transcript is spliced from 2 exons. The record is from RefSeq and is a predicted model, not a curated record. Bases 60 to 1742 code for a protein of 560 amino acids.